Cottoperca gobio is the source of this 2567-nucleotide messenger RNA. It is a transcript of the gene gtse1, whose product is annotated as G-2 and S-phase expressed 1. The record is from RefSeq and is a predicted model, not a curated record. Lineage: Eukaryota; Metazoa; Chordata; Actinopteri; Perciformes; Bovichtidae. Gene Ontology annotation, cellular component: cytoplasmic microtubule; microtubule cytoskeleton. Gene Ontology annotation, molecular function: microtubule binding.
UUUCAACCAAUGGUUGACUGCGUCCGGCUCACGUGACCAGUAGCGCAGCAGAUUUGAAUCGUUUGUGUGGUUAUGUGUUUUCGUGUCGUCGUUUGAAUGCGGAGCAGAAAAUAAUUGUUUUGAGUGUUCAGAGGAGCUUGAGGGCUGAUCCGGAUCAACCUGCUCCCCACGGAGAAGAACCGACUUCGGGAUGGACGGUCGAGCUAACAGCGAUCUGGUCUUUCUGAGUGAUGAGAAGUUUGACUUCGAUGUUUCUCUGUCACCUGCCAGCUCCAAAGGUGAUGAGGAUGACGACGAGGUGUUCGUGGGUCCGGUCAGCCAUAGGGAGCGGUGUGUCUCUGUAAACGUGGCGUCUCGGCUUGAGGACGUCGGUGGUGGCGGCGUGCGGACGAGCUGGAGUCCGCUGAGUGAAGAUCAGCUGGAGUCUUUGUAUCAGGAAGCCCACAGACUGGCCGACCAGCUGCAGUGCAGAGAACCGAGCCAGCCACACGGCGCAGACGACAAGACCGGCAACGCGACCGCUGACACUACAACUUGCAGGGAUGACUUCGUCCAGGACGCCGAGGCCAAACGGGGUGUGCUGGAUCAGACCGCCAGUGUACUCAGCCCCAUCAAACGACAGACCUUCUGUGUGCAGGACAGUCCCAUGAAGCAGCUGCCUCCCGCUGUCCAGCACCGCCUGCUGAGAGGAAGCAGCUCUAACGCAGCUUCAUCCACCAGGCCUGCAAACACAGCUUUAUCCACUCGACGCACCUCCAUCAACCCAGCUUCAUCCACCCGACCCGCUGCCAACACCAGACUCGGCACCUCCAGCCCCAUAGUCGGGGGUAAGCCUAAGCCCAGGACAGGGCUGCGUGGAAAAGCCGCACUGGGCGUUGGCGUCGUGCUGCCGAGCAAACCUGCUGUCCCGACAACUUCCUGUUUAGCCAGCAAGAGCAAAGUGGAGAAAACCGUACUGCAACCACCGAGCAAAACGAUGGGGGGUUGGAGGCGGAGUCCGUCCUCUCACCCCUCCAGCAGGGCGGGGUCAUGUGAGGAUCUGCUCUCUGAUUCAGCCAGUGUGGCGUCUGACGUCAGCGACUCCUCCAUCAACUCCAGCCUUCUGGGAAAACGCAUGCUGGUCCCGCCCACUAAGAGUGCUGUGAGGAACCUGUCCGGUGUGAAAGCCCCGCCCCUUCAGAGGAGGAGGGUGACGGACAGGAAUAACACGUCCUCGUCCUCGUCCUCAAUGUCCAGCUUCAACUCCAGCAUAUCUCUAUCCCCUGCUAAAGGUAAACUGAACCAGAGUCUGAGUGCCUCCACUGGCCCCGCCCCCAUCAGCAGAACAGCCAAUCACAGCAGGCCGCAACGCUCCAUCUACACCACGGCAGAGCCGGCGUCCUCCAACGCUGGCCGCCGCUCGCUGUCCGUACAGGCCAGGAAGCUGUCCGAGGUGGAGCGUGUUAAAACUACUAGGUCUACGCCGCUGAAGAAGGCGGAAGUCACAACUGUACAGGUGACGCCCUCCAGGAGGGUUUUGGAGAAAGCCGCCUCCUUCCCCGCCCGACCUCUCAGCGGAUUGAAGACUAAAUCCAAACCCGAGGCCCCGACCCCCAGCGGAGGAUUCAGAGGAGUCCGCCAAGGAGACGACGUCUCAAAGAUGUUGAAGCCAAAGACGCUGACUUCAGUGAGCAGCGCUGAAAGUCUCUCUCAGAUGCCUGCUGGCGGCCCUCUGACGCCCUCUGCUGGCAGCUGCAGGCCGCUGCAGGCGAAGGCGCUGCGUCCCUCGGCCCUCCCCACCCCAGUGAAGCGCAGGAUGUCCUCCAUCCCCGUCGCCACACCCACCAACCAGACCCGGGCCAGCAGACCUCCAGCCACCUCUGACACCGCCCCCACCUCGGCCAAGAGAGGAAGAAGCUGCAGCCCCGUCCCCGCAGACACACAGGAGGCCGAGCCUGUUGAUGCCCCCAACAUCCAGCCCUUCUGUCUGGAGGAGGAGGAGGAGCCCCCUGCUGCCCCGCCCACUAGCCCGCAACAGCCUGACCAAUCAGAGAGCACUGAUCCUGCAGCACCGAGUCAGAGCGAAUCAGAGCCCAGCAGGAACCUGAUCGAACUGGAAACUAAAGAGGAGAGCAACAGCAAGACACAGGAGGUUCUGCUGCUGGAUCUUCCAGCUCCGACUCUGCAUCCUCACGAGAAACUGCUCAUCGACCUGUCCAACACCCCCGUCCUGAUCCGGAGCACCUGCAAGCCCUGCACCACAACUCAGCAGCUGAUCGACCUGAGCUCUCCGCUCAUCAGGUGGAGUCCAGAAGACAAGAAGGAGAACAACGCUCCGCUCAUCAACCUCUCCUUCUGAUCCGCGUCCUGCUGCACAGCUGCACAGCUGCACCUCACGUCAACUGGACUCUUAAGAAUUAUAUUUCCGCUAAGUCUUUAUCAGUGAAGUCUUUACUGAAGCAGAAUAUCAUGUUUUUAAAUGAUGAAAAUAUUCAACGGUUGCUGAAGUUUUCUGCACCUGACUUUACUUUUGUUUGUCUGUCUUGCUGCUCUUAUUGAUGUCUGAAUAAAUGUUGUUAAUUAAUGUC